AUGUGUUCUAUAGAUGUUCACUGCCAAGUACUGAAAAUCACUUCCAACUUUUAUUUUUUCAGGGAAAAGCGUUUGGCUAAGAAGUAUUAUGACAAGUUGUUUAAAGAGUAUUGCAUUUCUGAUCUUAGUAGAUACAAGGAAAACAAGGUGGCAUUAAGGUGGAGAAUUGAAAAAGAAGUAAUUGAAGGAAAAGGACAGUUCAUGUGUGGUGAUAAAAGAUGUACAGAAUCUGAGGGUCUUCGCAGCUGGGAGGUCAAUUUUGCUUAUGUGGAACAUGGAGAAAAGAAAAAUACUCUCAUAAAACUAAGGCUCUGUCCAGACUGUUCCUAUAAACUUAACUAUCACCACAAGAAGAAACUUGCAAAACAGAAGAAAAAAGAAAAGAAAACAUCAAAAAAGUCAAAUUCAUCAAAAAAGAAGCAGAAAAAGGAAAAGCAUCACAGAAAUAAUGACAAGAACUCCUCAAGUUCUGCUGAAGAUUCAGAAGAUGAUGACCAUAACAUUGAAGAGAGCAAUGCUGCAGCGAGUGGAUCAUCCAAAAGUGUUGACCACAGUAAGUCUACGUGCUCAGGAGAAGAUAUCUGGAAAGGCCCUGCAAAGGUUACUGUUGACAAAACAAGAAGUAAUGACAACAACUCCUCAAGUUCUGCUGAAGAUUCAGAAGAUAAUGACCAUAACAUUGAAGAGAGCAAUGCUGCAACCAGUGGAUCAUCCAAAGGUGUUGACCACAGUAAGUCUUCGUGCUCAGGAGAAGAUAUCUGGAAAGGCCCUGCAAAGGUUACUGUUGACAAAACAAGGGAGGAGGAAUUUGAAGAGUACUUCCAAGACAUGUUUCUUUGACUUGUUACUUAAAAAUAAAUUAUCACACUCAAGUGAAAAC
This is a messenger RNA of Orbicella faveolata, 880 nucleotides long. RefSeq names its product protein FRA10AC1 homolog. Lineage: Eukaryota; Metazoa; Cnidaria; Anthozoa; Scleractinia; Merulinidae. The record is from RefSeq and is a predicted model, not a curated record.